UUAUUCAUGGUCUUCAGACCUUUGAUCAUUUUGGCUGCCCACCUCUGGACACAUUCCAGCUUAGAGUCAAUACCUGUCUUAAAUUGUGGUGCCGAGAACUGGACACAGGGCUAUUCUUCCAUGUGAGGAGGUCUGACCAAGGCAGAAUAGAAGAGCGCCAUUACUUUCUUUGAUCUUUUGAUGCAGCCCAAAAUCACAUUGGUUUUUUAGUUGCUGCAUCACAUUAUUGUCUCAUGUUCAACAUGUUGUCAACUAAGACUCCAAGAUCUUUUUCACAUGUUCUGUUGUUGAGCCAGGCAUCACCCAUCCUGUAUCUGUGCAUUUAGUUUUUCUGCCUAAGUGAAGUAUCCUACAUUUCUCCGUGUUGAAAUUCAUUUUGUUAGUUUUGGCCCAGCCCUCUAAUUUGUUAAGGUUGUUUUGAAUUCUGAUCCUGUCUUCUGAAGUAUUAGUUGUCCCUCCCAAUUUGGUGUCAUCUGCAAACUUGAUCAGCCUGCCCUCUAAACCUUCCAAGUCAUUAAUAAAGAUGUUGAACAGCCCAGAUUAUUUUCUGGCAGUGUGGACUAAUAUAAUCCAGUUUAAAGCAGAAAACCUGGGAUCAGAUCCUGAGAUUAUAGGGCCUGACUGGAAGGGCUCCUGUUAGCUCUAUUUCUCUGAAAUGGGUUAUACACCUCCAAUACUACAUUAUUAUUGGAAUUAUCCCAUCAGGUUUCAGUGAUGCCUAUUACAUUGUAACUGUUUUGUUGUGCUAAGAGUGUCAAUUCAUCUUGUAUUAUUUGCUUUGCAUUUGUGUAGACUAGACAUCUAUGUCCAUGGGACAUUCCCCCUAGCUGUGGAUUUGAGAUUAUUAUUGUCCUCUCACUGCUUGGUACUUGUUCUGUUUAAAUUCUUUUUUUAGCCUUUGGGCUUUACCUGGUCUUGGUAAAACUAUUGUUCCCAAGGAUAUUGUCACGCUCCCCCAUACAACUCAGUUUAAAGCCCAAAGGCUAACCAGGUUUGCAAGUCUCUCAGCAAACACAUUGCUGCCAACUUCUCUGAGGUGCAACUCAUCCUGUGCCAGAAACCCAUUUUCAUGGAAAGACCGACCGUGGUUCAGGAAGCCAAACCGUUCUUGACAGCACCAUUUGCGGAACUAGUUUUUCACUCUAUUUUCCUCACUCUUCCUGGGCCACAUCGUAUAACUGGGAGGAGAGAUGAAAAGACAACCUGUUUAGUCUGGGGAUUGGAGCUGAGUGUGGCAAAGUUCUCUGGCCAUUUUGCUUCCUCCUUCCUUCCCUUUCUUUUUUCAAAAAUUAUUGAUAUACUCAUAAGACACCCCAUUAUAGAUCAGGUUGGACGCCUUUCAUGUCUUGUCCCCAUUCAAUGGAAGGUUAAUGGGUUCCUGAAUGUUCUCAGAAUGGUGGUGGUGUGAUUAUAUUUGCUCUGGUGAUACUAUGCACUAUGUGGAAUACAGUAGGCCUUUAGUGGAAGUCUCUUCUCAUCAAUCUUCUUCUAUCUAUAUAUAUAAAAGAGUGAUGGAAUCCUGGCAACCGCCAAAACAACAAAACUAAACACCCCACAACCUCGAAAAUUGACAACACAACCCACCAUCCACGCCUCUAGUUGAUACAACAAAAAUAAAAGAAAAAGUCCUAAUUAGAGGGAGAGGAAUAAUUGUUUUUAUCCAAUUGCUGCCAGUUAGAAGGCUAAGCUCCGCCCACUUGGUCUUCUUGCAACCCACUCACCCAGGGGACAGGCAGAGUUAGGCCUCACUUAGGCCUCUUCCACACUGCCUAUAAAAUACAAAUUAUCAGAUUUUAACUGGAUUAGAUGGCAGUGUAGACUCAAGUCCUUUCCACACAGCUAUAUAACCCAUUUAUAAUCUUAUAUUAUCUGCUUUGCACUGGAUUAUCUGGACUCCACACCUUUACCUUAACUACCACCAAUUCCUCAAUACUUUAUUUCCCAUACCGCCAUACUUCGCCACAGCAAUGCGUGGCCGGGCACAGCUAGUAGCAUAUGAUCCGCAGUUCUGCUGGCUUCAAAACGACUCUCCUAAAGUAACUCUGUGUGCUCUUGAAUGAGGGGGAGAGAUUGGGAGUGGACUUCCUCCUAUAGUUCUAGCUAGAAAAGCCUAUGACAUAUGCUUAUUUCAAAAUGGGGAGGGGUUAGGGGAGCCAUCCUUACAGCUCAGUUUUAGUAUGCCUGGCUGCCUUUGAUGCAUGUCAAAGCUGUCCGCUCCUGCCUUCAGACAGGAACUUGGAAUAUGCUUGUGGGCACAUCUGUGUCCGGUUCUGAGUCUGCCUAUCCCAAGUGGAUCAGCCUUUCUGUUUUGUCAACACAUCUGCAAAUGCCGGACUGUUUUUUUGCAAGGUACUGUACACAUCACAUAUUGCUAGGGCUCAUUUCCUUUCUCUUUUGCACUAGUUUAAGGGGAAACCCUUCCUGGAAAUAUUCUUGGUUGUGUAACAUCUUGCUCAAAGUUUUGUGUCACUUAAAAGGGGGUUAGGAUGCUCGCGAAGUCGUUUUUAGAUCUUGGGAGUCUGUAGCUUUAUAUAAGUGCUUAAGACACAUUUGAACUGACUUUGCCCCAAAAGAAGAGCUUCUAGAAAUGAGCAGUAUCCAGGUGUGUCUACACUUCUGUUCCUCGAAGCAAAAUUAAAUAUGGCCUGUGUCUUGAAAUAUGCUUUCGAGGGACUUGAGGGUGUUCUCAGUGAAUUGCAAUAGCUGGGCCCACCUCUCCUGCACCCCAGUUUUCCAGUGACCACAAAAGGCCUGGGUGAAAGGCGCACAUGAGAAUUGCGUGUGGAAGGAAGCAAGGGUGCUGAGUCAUCCGCAGGCUGGUGGUACUGAUAGACCGUGCCGGCUGGGGCCCAGCUCAGGGGGCAAAAGGCUCGGGGACCCACAGCGAAACAAAUGUAGCCAGCUUACUGAUGCCAACUUUAGUGAAGUACAUCCAAAUAUUACCAGUUCCUGCCAUGAAUGGGCACACUGUCCCUGCAUCCCCCAGCGGUUGGAAUGAGUUCUGUGAGCAGCAUGCCAUCACCACGGCCCGAGAGCUGGCCCGAAAGUACCUCCUUUUUGUCAACGAGAACCCCCAGCAUGAAGUCUUGGCUGCUGACAAUUUUUCCCUUCACUUUGCUGACCUCUUCCAGCAAUACUUUCGCAAUGAGCUGAAGGACAAUUGUACUAUGAACCGGUACCACUUUGUUCCAAUGACCAAGGCGCAAGACUACCGGGAGACUGGCCAAAAACAUGCCGACAAUUUCCUUGUGACGGUUGGGACCAAGACUGAGGUCGAUUUGGAUGAACAGCCUGACUGGAUGGUGGAAGAUUGUCCCUCAGGCCUGGUCAAGUCUUGGAGUUGUGAGGAGCUCUUAGGGUCUUCUUCCUCAGGAGCUGCGCGGAGGCACUUUUCCCUGGAUCGCCUGAAGAGGGGCUGGCGGAAUCUUUUCUGCAGGAGAACCCCAGAACCUACUCCUGGCGGUGGAGAAAGGUCGGACUCUGUUUUGAAGUCUGGCCUUGCCCGAAAGAUCUUUCCUUGGGCCCUCUCACGAGAUCUGUCAUCUCUGGUUCGGAAAGAGGGUACUCUGAAAUACUGGAUGGUGACGGAGGCCACGGUAGACAGUGGGACGUGCUGGCAGAAAUGCCGAUUAGUUUUACAGAAAGAAGGACCAUCGGACAAUGAGAAUUACGUCCUGGCAUUGUUUGACCCCCCCAAGAGCUCCAAACCGAAAUUCCACACCAGCUGCUUGGCCAUCCAAGAAGUCCGACGGUGCACUUGCCUGGAGAUGCCUGACAAUGCGCGCACCUUUGUGCUCAAGGUAAAUACCUCCGCAGACAUCAUUUUGGAGGCCGGAGAUGAGCAGCAGCUGUCUUCGUGGAUAUCUGAAAUUAAAGAAUGCCUCUCUCAAGGGUCAGCGGGAGACAACGUAGACCUGACCUCAGAUUCACAUUCAGAGACUACAACUUUGAGCCCCACAAGCAGCAUCAGCGCGGAUUCGCUCAACCAAGCUGCCAUGUCACCGACCCCUCCGGACCGCCACCUGGCCACAUUCCCCUGGUUCCAUGGGCCCAUUUCUCGAGUCAAAGCGGCCCAACUCGUCCAGCUCCAAGGCCUUGAGGGACAUGGGGUUUUCCUCAUCCGACAGAGUGAAACGCGCAGGGGAGAAUAUGUCCUCACUUUCAAUUUCCAAGGAAGGGCCAAGCACCUCCGCCUUUCGCUGACGGAGCGGGGCCAGUGUCGCGUCCAGCACUUGCACUUCUCCUCCAUCGUGGACAUGCUGCACCAUUUCCAGCGCUGGCCCAUCCCCUUGGAGUCUGGCACUACCUGUAAUGUGCAGCUUUCCAGCUACGUGAUGGUUGUCUCAUCUGCACAAGGCCCCAGCAGCCCUGUGCCCUUCGUCCCCUUUGCCCGCCAGCGCCACCCGGAUUUCAGCCUUUUCCCGAUGAACCUCUCCCACUGCCCCCGGAUCCGCCUGUCCGACAACCUCCGGCGCAACUCCUCGGGGGAGCAGAUUUUCCAUCUGGUGCCACCUCCGGAAGAGCUGGCCCGCAGCAUCCUGGCCUCCUCCCACCUUGCCCCGCUCCCCCCUCGAGUGUGGGACAGCGACUACGAGGCCCAGGGCCAGGCCCAAGGCAGGGGGCACCUGCGGGCGGUUGGCAACCAGUACACCUCCCUCUGACCUGCCGGCCGGGGAGAAAGAGCGCCUGCUUUUGCACAAAACUCGGGUUGCAACGUGUUUGGGAAGGCCCCGGAAAAUGUGUGUAUCUCUUGCAGCUCUGUUUCCUCUGUGAUGUGUACAGUAGGUUGUUGGGAUAGUGCUGUGACUCUAUGAUUCGGUCUGUUACAAGUGCCAUUUGUUGUGACCUUGGUCUUCUCGUAUCGGUUUUGCACAUGGCUUUCCCUUUGCUUUGGGGUUCUUUGUUCCAGGUACAUGCAAUACUCCGCUAUGGAUUGACGUUGUCUCUUUCUCUAAUCCCAUUCCUUCUGGGAGGAAGGAAACAGGUCAAACUGGUUGCCGUUACUGACACAAACAGAUCUGCUCCUCUCUUUCUGGCUCCCCAGUUGUUGAAUUCUCGUUGUUGAGCAGAGACACUUUCUUGCCCGUUUUGUGGAUUAGUAUCAAGUGUUGUGUUUGAUUAAGUUUGUGUUAGGCAGAGUUACAUGAUUAGAAACAGCACACAGCAGAAACCUUUUGGAUCCCUCAAUGAAGAGCCAAACACUAAACAUCUCUUUGUGGGCUGAGCUCCCACAGUGCCUUUCCAAAAAAUGCCACCCCCCCCCCCCCCCUUGAGAAUAUGCAACCAUGAAGCUUCACUACACAAGAAGACACAAGUCGAACUGCACAGGGCAGAGGAACCUGCAGUUCUGUGACUAUGUCAAAGUGUGUAGGAAAUGGCCUUACGUAACAUGGGAACCUAUACCCUUGCACUACAACUCCCAUCAGCACUGGUCUGAGGCUUAUGGGAGUUGGGAGUCUUCUCAGCCUUGAGCUGAAGGUGUUGGAUGACUAAAGGAGGGCUCCAAUGCUUUCAAGACAACAUACACUCUUCUGCAUUCUGCCUCCUUCAAGUAGGCUCACCCUGACUGGCUUUAUUAUUUUUUAAAAAAUAUUUAACUUGUAACUUUAGUGGCACAGAGUGUGGUUAUUUCCAACAGCAGUUGGCUCAUGCCCCUUCUUUUGAAGACAGGAGUAAGUAGGCACUUUCUACAUUUCCAGUUGUUGCUCUUUUCCUGAAGACAGCAGUGUAUCACUGGGCGGCAUGCCUUCUGCAGCCAAACCAGGGAUUUUUCAAGCCCAGCCCCUCUCAACCUCCGAGGUGGUCUUGUGCCUCACGCCAGCCGAAAAUGACAUCUGCCUAAGCUUGUUAAAUUGAUCAAGCCGAAGCUGUGAGAAGACAGCAGCCUCUGCUGGGCAAAGAUAUUUUCAUCACCGAUUUUGAAGCUGCACCCUUGGAACUUCCUGUGCCGCUGAAAAGCUUUAUUAAAAAAUAACACUGAUUUAAACCCACUGCGGUGGCCUUCUUGCCUACAGGAACCUGAAACCAUGUGCUCCCCAAGCUUAGGCUAAGCUCCAAGUGCCUACACAAGUGCCAACCAGGCUGGAUGCCUCUUCGAAAUCGGAAGGAAGCACCCUUUGGCCCAAAGACGACUAGGGCAAGGCUCAGGCAGCUUCUGGCUUUGAACUCGGGGCUGCAUUUUCCUGUUACAGAAUGACUUUGUCUCAUGCCAGGCUCAUAGGCUGCCAAACUCUGCCUAGCCCGAUUCCUUUGCUAGCCUGUCACACGCCAUGUUCAGGAGGGGAAUACGACUGUGCUGCCUGUCCAAAAAUAAACACGGCCCAUCUUCUUUCACUUUAUCCACAUUUUUGUGUUCACAUGCAACCGACUGACUGGAAAGCAACUCGAGCUGCCUCUCUAUGGGAAGGCAGGAGAGGAGGAGAAAGGCGUGCACCAACUCCUCUUUGGAGAAACAGGACAGAACUCCUCUUUCAACAAGGACAGGCAGGAGAAAUUCUUCUUCUUUGUGGUCUCCUGUACCUUCCAAACCAUCUAGACCCGUGGUUCUUACCAUUGGUCUUUCUGGUGUUUUGUACUUUGACUCCCAGAAAUCCCAGCCAGCUUACCAGCGGUUAGAAAUUGUGGGAGCUGAAGUCCAAAAUACCUGGAGGACUAGAGGUUGACGAUCACUGAUCUAGAGCUGUACAGAGAUUUUUGUAAGUGUGCUGUAGACUAACCCCUUGGUGCGAUUUCGCAGGUGAUCAGUGGAAGCAACGCAAUUACAGGUUGGUAUCAUUUUCUCCCCUCCCGCUUAGAAUCCAAGCAUCCCUUGGCUCUGGCAUGCCUUGCUGGGCCUAGCAUCACGGUAAACAUCCAACAAACCACCAGUGUUUCUUUCCAAGUCUUACACUAGGCCAACCCUCUGUGGUCAACUGGCUACAGGAGAAUCUGGAGGCGUUUCCCAGAGCUUUUCAGUGUGUUCAAAAGCAUUUCUGGAAGUCAACCUGUUUGCCAACUUCGUUAGACACAGCUAUACAGGACUACAGUUAUCAACCCUUAAAAACAACGCAACAGACUGGAGGCACCUAUGUGAGAGACGUUUCUUGCUUGGUGGGAAAGCAGAACCAAUUUGUCCCAAGACUCGUGGAAGAGGAGAUGGUCUUAAGUUCUUAAUCGCGACCACAAUCCAAUGUGCCUUCUUUGAGAAUGAGUAACUAUUAUCCAUCAUGGUCCCUGUAAAAUCACACAUACGGUAUUUCCUGCGGACCACACUGGACAGCAGUACUUCAACCCAAGUUGGAAUUGGGCUAAGGCUGUUGCAAGAAUUUCGUGCCUUCUUUUAGUUCUCUUGAGCAGAUUAGAAGAAGCUACAUAUGCUCUGGAUUAGCCAUUUUGCCAACUUGCCAUCAGCCUUCCUAGGCUGUUAGCUCCAGCUCCUGCCAACCUAGCAGUUCAAAAACAUGCCAAUGUGAGUAGAUCAAUAGGUACCGCUCCGACGGGAAGGUAACGGCGCUCCAUGCAGUCAUGCUGGCCACAUGACCUUGGAGGUGUCUAUGGACAACACUGGCUCUUUGGCUUAGAAAUGGAGAUGAGCACCAACCCCCAGAGUCGGUCACGACUGGACUUAACGUCAGGGGAAUCCUUUACCUUUUUAGUCCUUAGGAAGGCAAUAGGAAAGUUGGAACCUUCACCAACAGUAAGUCAGCCCAAGCUGGAAUUCCUCAACACAGGAACAAGGCUAAGGCUUUUGUAAGAAUUUUGUGCCUUCUUUCAAUUCUCUGAGCAAAUUACAAGACGCUACAUAUGCUCUGGAACGGCCAGAGACCACCUUGCCAAGUCUCAUCUUGCCUUGAGAGUACCAUUCCACUCUGCCAACAGAAAUAGCCUCCGAGUUCCCAACUUUAAAGCAGGGAGGCCAAACCUUGAACACUUUGUAGUUCCAAACUUCAUACAGAGAUUGGCCAAGGUACUUGUGUGGUUUAUAAUCCUUUAGGAAUGUGGGUCAGCUAUGAAGUAUGUUUUUCAUGCUCUGGUUCCUCCGUUCCCAGGCACAAUGGGGCAAGGAAGGCCUUCCAGGGAUAAGGGACAUGCCACAUAUACUUUGCGUUGAGCAAAACUCCUGUGUUCAAAAGAUUGGGGCUCCCAAUUUGUCCUCUGAAGUUGGCUCAGGCACCUAGAUGCUAAAGCAGGCAUGGGGAAACUUUGGCCCUCCUUCCCGAGGCCAGGAAGUCCAAAACACCUGGAAGGAGGGCCAACGUUUGCCCACGCCUGCACUAAAGCCUUGCCUAGAGUCUCCACUUUUUUUCACAUUGAGCAACUCUAUCUCUAUAGACAAGACAUGCAUAGGUUCCACCACUCGAUCCCCCAAAUCGAAUGUUAAAGAAAACUGUGUGUUCUUUUGAAGCCCUUCCUGCUCUUGUAUAGAACUGUUCUAUAUUUUGUGUUUGUAUGUAUUGUACAUGUAAGUUAUUGAGUAUUUCAAAAAUAUGUAUACAGAUCUUGUGCAGUAAAUGACAUUGUUUAAAAUGUAA
Messenger RNA from Anolis carolinensis (green anole), 8510 nucleotides. It is a transcript of the gene sh2b3, whose product is annotated as SH2B adaptor protein 3. Gene Ontology annotation, molecular function: transmembrane receptor protein tyrosine kinase adaptor activity. Lineage: Eukaryota; Metazoa; Chordata; Lepidosauria; Squamata; Anolidae. Gene Ontology annotation, biological process: intracellular signal transduction. Gene Ontology annotation, cellular component: plasma membrane. The transcript has 8 exons. The coding region runs from base 2910 to 4661 and encodes 583 amino acids. The record is from RefSeq and is a predicted model, not a curated record.